This is a messenger RNA of Thrips palmi, 3201 nucleotides long. Its product is annotated as DNA polymerase subunit gamma-1, mitochondrial-like. The record is from RefSeq and is a predicted model, not a curated record. Lineage: Eukaryota; Metazoa; Arthropoda; Insecta; Thysanoptera; Thripidae. Gene Ontology annotation, molecular function: DNA binding; DNA-directed DNA polymerase activity; 3'-5' exonuclease activity. Gene Ontology annotation, cellular component: gamma DNA polymerase complex; mitochondrion. Bases 214 to 3018 code for a protein of 934 amino acids. Gene Ontology annotation, biological process: mitochondrial DNA replication. The transcript is spliced from 2 exons.
AGGUAAUCACCUCAAAAUCUAGGCCGACUCAGUCUGGACGCUAUUCUACUUGGUAGUCGCCAUGCUGUGUGGAGUGAUUUCGGGGUGACAAAUAGGAUUUUCAUUCAUUUCUUGGGAACAUGCACUUGAGGCCAUGGUGACCCAAGCUGCUGUGUGAGGAGAUCAGAUUCAUCAAAACUCCAUCCUUUGUGAAGUUCAUGAAGUUGGCAGACAAUGUAUCAGCGGAUUCGAUGUUGUCGGUUUGCAAGUGGCUUGGAACUGAAUGGAGUUCGAAUCAGGGGACUGAAGACAUUUUCUCCUGUCAGCAGUGGCGCAGAAAAUCACAAGUUUAUAGCGCCAUGGAUGAAGCAACAUCUUUUCAACUCGGAGAAGCAUAAUGCUGCUACUGAUUUGGAAACUGAGCACAGUGAUUUCAGUAACUCCAAAGAAUCUUAUGUACUCCCAAACUUAGUGGGACCUUCCAUUCAAUCUCAUGUUCAUGAAAUAGCAGAGAGGCAAAGUGCUCCUUAUCGAGAACUUUUGGAAGCUCUUGUUACAACAGAGUGUCCGUCUCUGCCUGAUGAAUGGCUCUUUCAGCCAGGCUGGAUCUGUUACAGAAAGGGCUCAGAGCCUGAGCAUGUGGAAUUUCCCAAUGAAGACGCUCUGUUUUUUGAUGCUGAAGUCUGUGUUAGCGAGAGUUUUGCCCCAGUGCUGGCUACUGCGGUAAGCUCCACUGCUUGGUAUGCAUGGGUGAGCCCUGUUCUAAUUCAGCGAAGAAGUAAGGUAAAUGCUCCUGUCUAUGUUAGUGACCUCGUGCCCUUGGGCCAUCAAGGCACAAGACCACGGGUGGUUAUUGGGCACUAUGUUUGCUAUGACAGUGCAAGAAUUCAGGAGUGUUAUGACUUGUCUACAUCAGGCAUGAAGUUCUUUGACACCAUGGCAGCUCAUAUUUCCGUCAGUGGGAUUACUGAUUUGCAAAGGUACUUCUUACUUAAUGCUGAGAAAAAGCCAGACUGGGCUAGCCUUGCUUGCGGAAACAGUUUGAAAGCUUUGCAUCAUCUGUAUUGUGGAAAAGAACUCGACAAGACUGAGAGAGAUGUCUUUGUGAAGGGGUCUAUUAGUGAUAUUGCAGAUAGAUUCCAAGAACUUACUAGAUACUGUGCUCUAGAUGUUGUAGCCACCCAUUCUGUGUAUUGUAAACUUUUGCCCUUGUUUCUGGAAAGGUGUUCCCAUGGUUCCACAUUAACUGCAAUGCUAGACAUAUCUUCCAUGUUUGUGCCUGUGACUAGACAGUAUAAAGAUAUCAUAGAUAAUGUCAAAGAAAAAAUAUCCAAUGAGGAUAAAAAAGUCCAACUGCUUUUACAAGAGCUUGCUGAUGAUGCUUUGCACCUGAUGCAGAAUGACAAGUUCAAAGAUGACCCAUGGAUGUGGGAUCAAGAUUGGAGGAAGAUUAGCAAGAAGUUGAACAAGCCAGAAUGGUAUAAGAAGCUUACAUCGCAAGUAAGCAAGACUGAAUCCGACAUUCAUUUAAACUUAAGAAGUAAUAUUUCUGCCCAACUGAUGCAGCUGAGUUGGGGCUGUUUUCCUCUUCACUAUGAAAAUGACCAUGGUUGGGGCAUGCUUCUCCCAGCCUUCAAGGCUGCAAGUGGAGCAAGGGAUCAAGUGGAUGGCAGAGUUCCUGUAGAAAGUAUUAGAAAGCACUGUGAUGUUCUCCCUCGGCCAAGAAUUAGCUCGAUUCCCUCAUUGAGAGACUAUGAGUCUCUGCAAAGUGGUGUCACUGCAUCAAAUUCUGAUGUUAGUAGUGGUGCUCCUGGAUUCAAAAACCAAGAGGGUACUCAGUUUUUUAUGCAAAAUGGAUUAAUUUUUAAGAAGCUUCCACAUUAUUUAAGUAUUGAUAAAAAUGUAGGGGGCCCCAUGUCCAUUCAUUUGCUGAUGAAUCCAUGUUUACGCUCUAACAAUUCUAAAGCAACAAGCAUUCUCAAGAUUCUUAGAAAAAAUCUGUUUUGGAAGAGAAACAGUAAAGCAUUUGAAAUGCUUCCAGUAGUUUGGUAUGAUGAGAGCCAGUCGAGUGGAGCUGUGGUUCCCUCAGCCUCUGCGUGUGGUGACUUUGCACGACAUCCCAAGGAAGUCUUUUUCUCUGCGUUUUGUAGUGAGCCAGAAUGCAGUGCAGGGACUGAAGUAAACCAAGCCUUUGAAGCACCUCCUCGUUGGAGUUUUCUCUCCGCAACUGUUCCAGACACCAAUCUGUGGAUGACCUGUCUGCUGGCAGACAGCGUGAGUGGUGAAUGCGGCCACACCCCAAUUGGGAAAAUGUUUGUUGAUGGUGAAGUUUACUCUAGUAUUUCGGAGCACAUGAAGCUGACCAAGUUGCAAUCAGAGCUUUUGUUUCAUGCUGUGCUUUGGGGUGCAAACAAGAGAUACUUGGCUAAAAUGCUGAGGGAGAUAAACCCACUCUUGAGUGAUGUGAAAGUUUACAAAAAGGCCGAUCAGCUCCUAACAUACCUUUGUGGCAGUCCCUUUAUGUCCCAAAAUGGAAAGCUUGCAAGACCUGGUGGAAUUUUUGAUGAUUUCUUACUCAAGCUCCAGGAAAUGAUUGAGAGUGAAAAGAUAGCUACACCCAUCCUUAAAACUCGCCUCAGUAGAGUCCUAGAGAGUGAUAGAAAGAAAUACUUGAAGCUAAUUCAGAACUGGUUGGUGAGAAGCUCUGCAGUUGACUAUCUGCAUGUGCUUAUGAUGUGCUUCCGUGAUUUAGAGCCAAGUGCUCGGCUGUGUUCUGUUGGCUCUCUAAAGAUGCAUGUGAAAUAUCUUGUACCUGAUGAAAGCAAGUAUUGUGCUGCCAAAUCCCUCCACAUUGCCCACCUAUAUGCAGCAGCAUUUUGCGCUGCUCAAGUUGGCCUGAGUGAUAUCCCUAAAAUAGCAGCAGAACUGCCCCAUGUAACUCUCAGUUCCCACUUUAGGGAGGAUUCAAUUAAUGCUCUAAAGUUGACUUUUAAGGAGGCACUAAUGUAUUCCAAACCUGAAUUUUCAACCAAUAAUUAAUUUACAAAGCCAUCAUCAUGUGAUCUGGAAAUGGACUGUUGAAUGAAAGACGUGUUGCUUUAUUUAUUAAAGAAAGAAAAGAAAUUUUAAUGUAGUAGUUCGGAACAGAUUUCUUCAAUCUUGAAAUAUCAUAGUAUUAGUCGAUAUUUGCUUAACAUAAAUUUAACUGGUUAUUGUGUGGUA